AUGUUAUAAUAAGGACAAGGUAGUACCAUUUAAGAUUUCAAUGUCCUCGAGAAACUAGGAGAAGGCUCCUUCUCUUCUGUGUACAAGGUAUAUAAGAUGAGUUUUUGUAGGUCUAAAGGAAAUCAGAUGGUCAAUAUUACGCUAUGAAAAAAGUCAAUAUAUCUUAACAAUCUUAUAAGGAGCGAGAGAACGCCUUAAAUGAAAUUCGUAUACUGGCUUCACUGGAUUCUCCUUAUAUCGUUGAAUUCAAGGACUCCUUUCUAGAUUCUGAAGGGAAAACGCUGUAUGUAAUAAUGGAAUUUGCAUCUGGCGGAGACCUAAAUAGUUUGUUGAAGCAAGGCAAGAUCAAAGGAGGAGUGGAAGAAGCUGAAAUAUGGAAAGUCUUAACUUAAAUAACUAUAGGAGUUAAAAUGUUGCAUGACAACAACAUCCUGCAUCGAGAUUUAAAAUUGGCGAAUGUCUUUAUCGGUAAAUCUCCGGAAGGAAACAUAUAUAAAAUCGGAGAUCUUAAUAUCAGCAAAGUCACUCAUGGAGCCAACGCUCGUACGUAAGCAGGAACCCCAUGUAUGAUAAUAAUCCUCAGCCUAAUUAGAUUAUGCAUCUCCUGAAGUAUGGAAGGGAGAGCAGUAUUCUUGGCCAUGCGAUAUCUGGUCUAUUGGUUGCAUCAUCUACGAAUUAGCAGCCUAGCAACCUCCAUUCAGAGCAGCCGAUCUUCAAUCUCUUAGCAGAAGAAUUCAGACUGGUGUUUAUGAUCCAAUUCCAGGCAAAUACAGCAAAGAUUUAUCUGAAGUCAUUAAGUUGCUGUUGCAAGUCAAUCCUCGUAGUAGACCUAGUUGUGACACCAUUCUCAAAAACCCUUUAGUUAUAAAAAAGAGUGGUGCUUUAUUAGUUGAGGAAGAAGUCGGAGGCAAGAAAAUGGCUAAGCUCUUGCAAACCAUUAAAUUGCCAUACAAUCUAAAAUAAUUGAAAGGCAAUCUUCCUAAAGCUAAUUAUGAGAAUAAAAUCAAAAGAUCAAAUUCACAAUCUGGAAUCAGAGUAAAUACUGAUAUCAGCCAAACUCCUUAACCUAUAAGAAAACAACCAGAAGAUAUAAAGCCUCCUUAGCAAAUGCAAAAACCACCCUAACCAUAAUCCUAAUAAGUCAACAAGCCUCCUCUUUUAAAACCUCCCAUGGCUCAACCACCAAAGCCAUAACAAGCUCAGACUCCUUAAUAACUAUAUAGCAAAGUAUAAUAAAAGGAAUAGAGAUUACUUGGACCCUAAUAGUAAUUAUUAAAAUUUAAUAUUAGAUAUUCCAAUGUUCCAUAUUAACAAUAAUAAUAGAUUACUCCAAGAGAUUCUUCUCCAAGACGAAGCUAAUAGCAGAAUUAAUACAAUUUGGUUGCUGGUAUGCCCUCUGGGAUGAGGAGACAAAAUAGUGCUGGCCCUAUUGGAAGAAGAUGA
This is a messenger RNA of Paramecium octaurelia, 1443 nucleotides long. NCBI's taxonomy places the organism in Eukaryota, Ciliophora, Oligohymenophorea, Peniculida, Parameciidae. The record is from the annotation of a GenBank genome assembly.